AUGACCGUGAGCGAGCCUCAACCAAGACGGAAGCUGCUGUUCACGCCCGGGCGGCGGCCGCUGUCCGAGCCUUACAGCCAGUGUUUCCAGAACUACUACCACGCGUACCAGUAUUUGCAGCCAACGCCCCUGUACCUCCCCAACGUGCGACUGUCGGUCAACCACUGGCAGCUUCGCGACUUGGUGCAGAUUGAUCCGCACCUCGGCACCUUGUACCACACGUGCGACGAUGCGGUGCGGGAGCUCUCGCCGCUCUCGCGGCGCGCGCGCCAGGCGCGGCUGGCGGACUACGCGCGGUUCCCGUUUUUCCCGCGCUGUUUCAACCACGCCGAGGGCGGCAUGAUUGUGGCGGGCAGCGUGCUCACGCUGAGCUCGCGCGCGUUUUCCAUGGCCGUGCCCAGUCUAUUUGGCGACCGCAGCGCGCGCCGCCCGCAAAAGGGCUUGUUUUCCGUGUUCACGCCCGAAAUGCCCGAGCCGCUCACCUAUAAGUUGGGCGAGAUGAUCAACAACGCAGUGGCUGUCUACCGCGACCUGGGCGGCGGCUACACGUCGUACGUGUGCAACAACGACACAAACUUGUACACGGUGGACAUUGGCAGCUCCGGCGUGUGCGCCAAUCGCAAAAUCACCUGCGAAGCCAACGUGUCGCUCAACAACGCGCGCCUCUCGCCCGACGGCAAGGUGGUGGCGGUGACGGGCGACGCUAGCUCACUCUACCUCGUGGACCCGGCCGCGCCGCUGGCGGUGCGCAGCGUGAAAACCGGCCGCGGCUCCGGCUUUGGCAUUUCCUUCCACAGCAACGGCGUCACCAUGGCCGCGUCUUUUGAAGACGGCGUGUGUCUCCUUUACGACAUGCGCAACAUGCAUGUGCCGUUGCACGAGGUUCGCUCCACGCGGCCUGGCCACCAGGCUGGCGCCUUCCGCUGUUGCAAGUUCCUUGACUCGUUUGUGCAAGACCUCUUGGUGGUGCUGGAACACGCUGGACGCGUCCACUUGGUGGACUUGCGCAACUUGACCAGCGAUUCCCAGCAGGUGCUUGUGUUUCCCUUUGCUUUGGAUCAGUAUGGCCGCUGCCAGGCAGGCACGAGCAGAAAGGGCAUCAGAGAAGAUGUCGAAGCAGACGCGACACCUACAGGUGCUACACAUGACGACAUGGUGCCCGAGCCGCUGAAAGACGAUCACCCCGUGACACACCGUCGCCUUGACAUUUACGGAGAAAACCCUUUCCCCGUGCCGCUUGUGUACGACUACUCGUAUCUUGCCGACACAAACCCAAAGCUCUUCAAAGAUUUUGAGUACGAGCCAGCAGGCGACGACAGCCCACGGGUGCUGCGAUUUGUGCACGAUUCCUACCAGCAGGCGGUGAAUCAUGCGCAUGGCGAAAUGGAACUCGCGGGUCUAGACUGGUUCGAGGACCAGCUCUACAUUGGCUGCGACGAUGGUGGCGUGCUCUGUUGGGACAUCAACGUGCGUGCCCGCCGGAGCUUUGGCGGCUACCUGAUUGCAUAA
Molecule: messenger RNA, 1509 nt
Organism: Clavispora lusitaniae ATCC 42720
Lineage: Eukaryota; Fungi; Ascomycota; Pichiomycetes; Serinales; Metschnikowiaceae
Molecular function (GO): protein binding
Source: RefSeq, a predicted model, not a curated record